GCCGCUUUGGCGAAUUUCAUGCAGCUUCUUUAAAGCCAUAUACGAUAGAUAUACGAUGGUUUUAUCGAAGAAAGCUCGAUUUCCAUGGUUGGUCACAACGAGACAUUCUACUACCGUGCCAAUUUCGAAGCUGAUCAUGUCCCACCCAGGGUGUUGGGCCGUUUUCCUUCCUCCGCUCUUUCCUCCACGCUUUUCGAUGGUAGAAUCAAGUAAGGAGACGGCGACAGCAGCACAACGACAACAGCAGCAGCCUCCACCGACCACAGACGCUUUACGGUCCUUCCAUUUACGAGUACUUUUUCCUCAAAUAUUAUCUCUUCCGAAAAAUGACCCCAAACGAAUCAAUGCACCACCACGAAUUACUCGUUCCGCUGCCAUCGAUUCAGAGCUCUAUACCUACAUUGCGCUUUUAGUCCGGGACUUCAUCCACCCUUGGUAUCGUGUAGUUACCAACGACCAGGAUUUCUGUGCGGAAAUCGUACGCAUUUUUACUCUUAUUAUACGCCAGCUGGAAGAUCGUUUUUGCAAUCAAGUAGACUGGACAGAGCUGAUUUUGAUCAGUGCAGCUAACCUUGUAACGAUACACUAUCAUGACUAUCGCCAAGCCAAGAUACGACUGCAUAUGAGCCACGCCGGAAGCACAGUCUCGUUGGAAACCUUAUUUCAUGGAUCGCAACCGCAUUUUGCACUUCAGAGGGAACGUUCUCCCCAGCAACAGACUGAGUACCUACGAGCACUGACUGAUGAGAUCCUAAAGGUGCUACUCGAUCCAGCGGAUUACAACAGCGAUUGUGUUCGGCACGUUGUUCGUGAGUUGUUAGCAAACUUGGUUCUUGCCAAUAUUAUUGAAGGACUGGCAGAUCCGUAUAUUAUUCAUCUAAUUAUUUGUAAACUCCUCGAUUCGUAUACCCCACUUGUUGAAGAACUAGAGGCUUCAAACCAAUUUACCACUACACCACCACAACCGCCACAGCCACAGCCAGAACCGAGUGCUAAGCCGGACAAGCAGCCAUUAAAAAAGCAGUUGGAAGAAGCACAAGCUACGGAGCUGACAGAAUCCUCUCCAGUAGCAUCCGUUACCAGUCCGAAGAAAGAAAGCUUACCUAGCCACAUGCAACGCCUACAAGAAAAACGGAGGCAAGAAGGCGAUGAAUUGAUGGAUGCGGGGCGUGAAGAGCUAGAUGCAGCGCGUAAGCAUGAACGUCAGCGGUUCUCAUUUAUCUAUAUUACACUGCAAGUAAUACUGUCACCCAUCCGUGCCCUGUGGCUUUAUAUUAUGGCUGCAUUAACGCAUUCACAAGAGCGGUAUCAGCAAGUGGCAAAACAUACAAAACGAACUCGUCAUGUCCGGCUUUUGGAGCCGUGGAUGUACUUUGUACGUGUCGCCUUCCUCGUAGAUGAUAGGCCGGUGCUACAGUGGAUGUGGUACAUGGCGGGUAUGUUUUUGUGGCCCUUGGUACGAGUACUCGGUGGGGGCUUGCUCGUGGAUAAGUUUCUGGAACAGGCUAUUCUAUAUAUUCUCAGCGAAGACAAUCUUGUAUACUACCUACAGCUCGGGCGGUAUUUGCUAUGGCCUAACGGCACAUUCCUUCGAAAAGGCGAACCUGUCAGUGAUGAAGAAAAGGAACAGCUACGGAUAAGAGCGGAAAGACUACUGACAGUAUCGUUCCCAGGUAACAGAAGAGAUUCUUUAUCAUGAAAACAUUGUAACAUGUGUCGAUACUUAUCGAUUUGAGAUAGAAACCUUGGGGAAGAUGCUGUUUGAAGCGGAUGAUCUGGAUCAGCUGCAAUUUCAUAUCCACAACGCACUUGAACCAUUACAAAACCAAUAUAUCAACAGACACCUCAUGUUCUUGCUCGUAGACCUUGUCGCAUCCAAGAUACUACCAGAACUUGUAGAAGAUUAAUGUAAUAUGUAUACAUGUAUGAUACCUUGUGAGUGUUUCUAUUGUCGCUGUGUCUGAGCUGGAUACUCGGUUAUUUGGUAUGCGAGUUAUACAAUAAUGUUAUCCAAUUGGACCUUGGUAUUUAUUGGUGGUCAUUUAUUAUCAUAACCUAAACUGUAAAAGGGCCAUGACAACUUGAAAAAAAUAAUAAUAUGAAAC
Messenger RNA from Zychaea mexicana, 2105 nucleotides. Its product is annotated as PXA domain-containing protein. The record is from RefSeq and is a predicted model, not a curated record. Gene Ontology annotation, molecular function: phosphatidylinositol binding. The transcript is spliced from 5 exons. NCBI's taxonomy places the organism in Eukaryota, Fungi, Mucoromycota, Mucoromycetes, Mucorales, Lichtheimiaceae. Gene Ontology annotation, cellular component: intracellular membrane-bounded organelle. The coding region runs from base 56 to 1699 and encodes 547 amino acids.